This is a messenger RNA of Candida dubliniensis CD36, 993 nucleotides long. RefSeq lists its product as uncharacterized. The record is from RefSeq and is a predicted model, not a curated record. Gene Ontology annotation, cellular component: Golgi membrane. The coding region runs from base 1 to 993 and encodes 330 amino acids. The transcript has a single exon. Lineage: Eukaryota; Fungi; Ascomycota; Pichiomycetes; Serinales; Debaryomycetaceae.
AUGAGUAAACGUGGCAAUUAUCCAUACUUAUCAGCAGAUAUGUUCCCACAGAACCCCAACAUCACAACAUCUCUGCGGAUCACCAGCACAACAUCUCGAACGGGGUCAGUAGCAUCUCAUCAAUCAUCGUCAAUAUAUAUUCCAAGACCAACAAUCAAUUAUGGAUAUUCAUCAUCGUCAACUCUAGUGUCCAGAUUAAGAAAUAUCAAGGUUAUGGCGAAAAGGUUAUUCAAACCGAAAACUCUUGAUUUUGAAACGGCAAUUUGGGAAAUAUUUCAUUUGAUUGUUAACCCCAAGAAAAUGUAUCGAUCUCACUAUUAUUAUAAGCAACAACAACAUGAACAAUUGGGGAGUGGGAAUUCAUAUACCAGAGAUGAUCCUAGUUUUUUGAUUUUAUUGACGGGGUUUUUAUCCUUAAGUGCAAUUGCUUGGGGGUUGGCAUACCAACCUAGUUUUAAGGAAAUUAUAAAAUUGAUAGUGUACAUGGUCCUAGUUGAUUUUUAUCUAACUGGGAUUGUCAUAUCCACAGUAACAUGGAUAUUGGUUAACAGAUUGUUCAAUCCUGGUGCCCAAUUUAGCAGUUAUAGCGUCAAUUAUAUAUCAUGGGGGUUCUGUUUUGACAUUCACUGCAACUCAUUUUUGAUAAUUUGGUGUUUGUUAUAUGUGGUACAAUUCAUACUAUUACCUGUGAUUCGGAUAAAGCACUCGAUUUUUGCCUUGCUUGUGGGGAAUCUGUUAUAUUUUGGUAGUAUUGGCUAUUAUUUUGUUGUUUCCUUUUACGGAUACAAUUCAUUGCCUUUUAUUAGUGCAAAUUUUGGAAACUUCAGUUCGUUUAAUAGUGGCAUCAACAACAAUAAUAAGAAUAACCCGGCUCGAACAUUGCAAUUGGUUGUUGUGGCAGGAAUUUUACCAAUUCUAGCGUUGGGAUGGCUAGUUACACUACUUUUUAGAAUCAACGUGGCAGAUAGUAUGGUCGACAUUUACUUUAACUAA